Molecule: messenger RNA, 2889 nt
Organism: Miscanthus lutarioriparius
Lineage: Eukaryota; Viridiplantae; Streptophyta; Magnoliopsida; Poales; Poaceae
Source: the annotation of a GenBank genome assembly
AUGGGUGAGGUUGCAGAUGCCAUGUACUCCUUUGCCCAGACGGCUGUUGCGGUAAAGGAUCCGGAGUACAGAAAAACCCAUCCUAGGUUCGAUGAAUUCAGACCCUACUUUGAUGGGUGCAUAGGGGCUUUGGAUGGAACACACAUCAAAGUGAAAGUUAGUCGCAAGUCACGGUUGGACUUCAUGAAUAGAAAAGGAGAAGUUACCAUGAAUGUGUUAGGGAUAGUGGACAUGGACGGGCUUUUCACAUAUGUUGGUGCGGGAUCGGCGGGGUCUUCUCAUGACAUGUCGGUUCUGACGUACUAUAUGGGGCGACCAGAUUACCCGCAUCCCCUAGCAGAUGAGGCUGCUAGAGUGAAAGCUCUGGCUGAAAGAAAAUUGUUAGACAAGGAUUUUGUUGCUGCAAAAAAGCUGAUUAUCAAGGCAAAACAACUUUCCAAAGAAGUGGGUGACAUUGAUAUUCCAAAAAUGUUAACUGUUUGUGAUGUUCAUUGUGCCGCUGGAGCAAAGGAAAAUGUGCAGAUUGACUGGUAUGGAAUACUACAAGUGCCUGAAACUGCUGAUGACGCACAGAUAAAGAAACAAUAUCAUAAGCUUGCCCUUUUGCUGCAUCCUGACAAGAACAAGUUUGGAGGUGCAGAGGCAGCAUUCAAAUUAGUUGGAGAAGCAAACGAGACUCUUACAGACAAGUCAAAACGUUCUUUGUAUGAUAUGAAACAGUUGCAAGAAGUUAAGUACAAUGAAGAGAAGGUUGAUGAUGAUUUUGUGAAUUCUCCCAGUUUGAAGAGGUUAAGGAAAAGUGGUAUGUUCUGUGGUGAUGACAACAAAAAAACGAUAAUACUGGUUGAAGAGAUAGCUGGCCAUAAUGAUAUGACAGAUGGUGCUAAUAACUGUAGCACAACAGAAGAUGAAAGAGAAGGUCGUUCCUCAAUGCAUGGUCUAGAUCUGGACACUGAUGAUACUUCAGAUGUGGUUCCCCAGGGUGACACACUCAGGUUUUCUCAUUGUGUCCCACAUCAUGUGGUAAGUGGAACUGAAAAGGAAGGGAUUCCAGAGAAAUCUCUUGAACUUGAUCCUGCGGCGCUUUCCCUUGACUUGCAGGAGGAUUUCCCCUCUAUUGCACAAAACAGGGGAUUGCCAUAUGAGAUUGCAUUGUGGAUGCUUAUUGGUAGAUGUUGUUACUUUACUUCAAAUGUUGAUGAUACUGUAACAUGUGUACCACAGAAAUCUCCAGGUCCUCAGACAAAUGUCACUGCUCAGAAAGCUUGGUCAGCCACUCCAAGACUUGAUCUUAAUGUUGCUUCCCAUCAUGCUGGUGAAAAUACAAAGAGGGAAACUGCUGUGAACACUGCUGGGCCACAAGACAAAAUGAAAUCUGACCAUGCUGCCAGGAAUCCUUCAAAAGCUUCGUCAACUGCAGGAUUGAAAAGGGGUAGGAGGGCAGUGGUUGAAUUUAGUGAAUCUAGCACAUCUGUAACCAGUAGUGAUUGCGAAGAAGGGGUUGCUGAACAUGGUCCUGCUGCAAAUGGUUCCGGAGUAGGUCAACGAACCCGCAGAUCAAGCUGGCAGAAGCAAGAAGUUAAGUAUAACGAAGAUGAUGACGAUGAUGUUGAUAACUUAUUUAUGCAGUCUAGAGAGGCAGCUCCAUAUGUGAUACCUCAGGGUGACACACUAAGGUUUUCUCAUUGUAUCCCACAUCAUGUGAUGAGUGCAAUUGGAGACAGAGUUCUAGAAGGAUCUCUGGAACUUGAUCCUGCAGCGCUUCCCAUUGACUUGGAGGAGGUUUUUCCUUCUGUUAUCCCUGAAUGCAGUUCAGAAAGAAGUCAGGAACGUGAUGCCAAGUAUGCAGGUUCAUCCAGUGGUAACAGUUCUCACGAAGGAUCCAUGAGCGUUGGGAAUGGGCGACAUACAACGUGCAUGAAUGUGGGGAUCGCUGCAAAGACAUCAAAGGAAGUGGAUAGCGAGCAUAACACUACCACUGCUUCAGAUGAUAAGUUCACUAUUCUGGAUCCUGAAUUUUUUGAUUUUGAGCAACUUCGAAAUGAAAAAGGAGUUCCAAAAGUUUCUGUAGAGCUUGAUCCUGCAGCGCUUCCCCUUGACAUGGUGCAUACUUUUCCUUGUGAAAUCCCAGAAUGUAGUUCCAUAAGUCAGGACCAUGGUGCCAAAUAUGCAGGUGUCGAUGAAGAUGAUAUUUGGCAAACAGUAUAUGUACAUGCUGAAUCAGAGUUCUAUGAUUUUUCUCAAAGAAGAUUGCUUCAAAAGUUUUCACCUGGGAAGAUCUGGGCUCUCUAUAGUGAUGAUGAUACGUUCCCUAAUUACUAUGGCUUCAUACAGAGAGUCGAUCUCAAGAAUGGUAAAGUACAAGUUAGUUUUCUUGAUGUUUGUCCUCAUGGAGAAGAGGAGAAAAGAUUGCUUCAAGAAGAACGGAAUAUUGGGUGUGGAAUCUUUAGACUUUCCAGCGUCCAUGAGUUGAUAACUUGCACUGGUACAGAUGCCUUUUCUCAUUGUGUGGAGGCUAAAUCUACUUGCCAAAAAGGCAAGUAUGAAAUAAUUCCUCAUCUCGGUGAGAUAUGGGCUGUUUACAAGAACUGGAGGGCGCGGUGGACUGCUCAGGAUUUUGGAAGAUGUGAAUAUGAACUGGUGGAGAUACUUGGCCAUACUGGUUCGUCCAUACGAGUUCAGCUUUUGAGGAAGGUGGAUGGUUACAGGAUGGUAUUUAUGCCGUACCAAGCAGAGGGGUCUGUGAAGACAAUAAGGAAGGAUGAAUACCCCAUGUUCUCUCAUCAAAUUCCUUGCUUUCGUCUGACAUGUGAAGAAGGUGGCAAGCUUCGAGGCUGUCUGGAGCUUGAUCCCUUGUCCCUACCAGAGGAAUUCCUCAAUGUGAGAUAG